This is a messenger RNA of Trematosphaeria pertusa, 3357 nucleotides long. RefSeq lists its product as uncharacterized. NCBI's taxonomy places the organism in Eukaryota, Fungi, Ascomycota, Dothideomycetes, Pleosporales, Trematosphaeriaceae. The record is from RefSeq and is a predicted model, not a curated record. The transcript is spliced from 6 exons. Gene Ontology annotation, molecular function: transmembrane transporter activity. Gene Ontology annotation, cellular component: plasma membrane; fungal-type vacuole membrane. Gene Ontology annotation, biological process: transmembrane transport. Bases 1 to 3357 code for a protein of 1118 amino acids.
AUGCAGCUGAGUAGCAGAGUUUCCAGAAUGGAGUCCGAUCGCCAGCCCUCCGUCUCGAACGAUGAAAAGACCUCGCGCAUGGUCCUCGCCCCGAACGCAGGCCUACCGAUCAGCGACGCGGAUGCACAGCGCAAUAAUUCGACCGUUUCUGGGAGAGUGCAGUCGAAGUGGAAAAGCUUCGAGAGACAGCUGGUGGCGUACAAUCUGGAAGCGCGUGGAAUACAGCGUGUGGAGCCGGACGAGCGUCAUGACCUGCGCUCGUUGGGAUAUGCCCAAGCCGCCAUCCUGUGGUUCUCCAUCAACCUAGCCGCCAACAACAUCACCCUUGGUAUGCUAGGCCCGGCGGUGUUCUAUCUAGGAUUUCUGGACUCGUGCCUGUGUGCUGUGUUCGGCAUGCUGGUUGGAUGCCUCGCUGUGGCUUACAUCGCGACCUUCGGACCCAGAAGCGGGAACAGGACCAUGAUCUUCUCUCGGUACAUCAUGGGUUGGUGGCCCUCGAAGCUUGUGGUGAUCCUCAACAUCAUCGUACUCCUUGGCUACUCCUUGAUCGAUUGCGUGGUAGCCGGCCAGAUCCUGUCAGCGGUAUCGACGAAUAACAUGUCCGUCGUGGUCGGUAUCGUUAUAGUGGCUGUCAUCGCGUGGGCCAUCACCACCUUCGGCUACCAAGUUUUCCACUACUACGAGCGAUAUGCCUGGUUUCCGCAAUUGAUUGUUCUCAGCAUCCUAGCCGGUGUAGCCGGCCCACACUUCAACACUUCGUCUCAAUCAGAGGGACAAGGGGCGACCCUGGCAGGGAAUAGACUCUCUUUCUUUGGCUUGAAUCUAGCAGCUGCUAUUACGUACGGCGGUGGAGCUGCCGACUAUUUUGUGUACUAUCCAGAGCACACCGCGAGAUGGAAAAUCUUUACUGUUACUCUGGUCGGCCUCACGACAAGCUUUACCUUCGCUUUCAUCCUAGGCAUCGGACUCGCUAGCGGAUUGGCCACCAAUGCCGCAUGGGAGGCGUCUUACGGCGUUUCUCAAGGCGCGCUCAUAGUUGAGGGUUUUAGACCCCUGGGGAGCUUCGGCAGCUUCUGCGGCGUCGUUGUAGCUCUCGGACUGGUUGCGAACCUCAUCGUGCCUACCUACUCAUCGGGCAUCGAUGCACAGAUUCUGGGACGCUGGGCAGCCGUGAUUCCACGCGUCAUCUGGAAUACCGUCGGCGUCGUCAUCUAUACCGUUUGUGCCCUUGCCGGCCGCGAACACCUAGCCGAGAUCUUCACCAACUUCCUCGCACUCAUGGGAUACUGGGUGUCUAUCUGGAUGGCCAUUAUACUACAAGAGCACCUCAUGUUCCGCCGCAAGACGGGCUUCAACUGGGCUGUGUGGAAUGAGCAGAAAAAGCUGCCUUUGGGCAUUGCUGCGUUGACUGCGUUUAUCAUAGGAUGGAUUGGCGCCAUUCUGUCUAUGGCCCAGGUAUGGUACAUUGGGCCGAUCGCGAGGCUAGUGGGCGACUAUGGCGCUGAUAUGGGCAACUACGUCGGCUUCGCGUGGGCCGCGGUAGUUUACCCACCGAUCCGGUUUUGGGAGCUCAAGAGCUUCGCCAGCGCCGACAGCCCUCCUGCGGCCAACCAGGCGGUAGAGCAAAUUCCGUCACUUCCAUUAACCAAGGCAGCCGACAGAAUGGGCGAGUUCAAGCGAAACCAGUUGCCGCACGAUAGCUUCGCCGAUCUGACUGGUCUCAUGCGCGCCAGAAAGCCUUGGGCCCCGGUUCAGUCCGUGCCACCAUCUACAAACGGUAUGAUACCUUUAUCUUUGAAGUAUCUCUCACUAACGUCUGUCUCAGCCUCAAGAAACCGCUCCAACGGCAGUUCCCUCGCACCGCAGGCGAAACCGUUUGUACUCCAACGCGCACCACCUAUCGAGUCUUACCUUCGUGAGAGUGGCUUCAGCACACCGACGCCAGUCCAGCAGUAUCACACUCCAGAACCGGAAAUUGGGCCUUAUCAGUCCACCGGCUCCGCUACCCUCGUCAACUCAGAGCACAAUGAUCCGGUUAUAGAACGCCUGGAAGCUCUCCGUGCGGAGAUUGCAGAGUUGGACUCAUGCGAUAAUGAAGACACUGCUCAAGCAGCGAACUUGGCCGAGAUCGACGACGCGCAGCUGGCGAACAACCGGAUGCUAAUGGAAGACUCUCAUCUGAUGACAAACUCCUUCGUGAUCGGAAGUGAGUUCGAGGAUACUCCUCCGAUGGUGCAAUCCCCAUCGCCAGUCUCGCAGCCGUCGCUUCCGCCGCAAGCGCUCAUUGAUGUUGACGAGCUUCAAUCAACCGCGGAUGUUGACACUACUACGCUCGCUUCGCCCACCUUUCGAUUCAACGACCCCGUCGAGGACGAGCCAGUUGUUGCCACUCUUCAGAAGGAGCUCUCGAACGCACUCAAACAAAAUGCUCAGCUACAGCGGGAGAAGAAUCAAGUCAACAGUAGCGAUCGGGAUGUCAGUACCAAGAUCGGAAAGCUUCAGUAUCAGCUUGAGACUAACAAGAAUCACAAGGCUGCGAUGGGCCGUGAGAUCAAACAGAAGGAUAUGGAGCUCUACAAAAAGGAGAUGGAGAUUGACGCCCUCAAAGCUCAAUUAAAAGACGCGGACUCAAUCCGGAAGCAGCUGGAGAGAGUUUCGGCGGAGCUCGGCUAUCUUCGCACUUCCAAAGCUACCGACGAGGAGGCUCAGACACGUUCUAUUGCCAACAUCACAGCGAGCAAGGACAAAGAGAUCGCAGAGCUGAAGGCUGCUGCCAGCAGGAACCAGAGCGCCGGCGCUGAUCACGCUACUCGAGCCCGAAACAACGCUGAGGCCCUUGCAAAGCAACAGAAGAUCAUCCAGGACUACAAGGAGAAACUCUUCAACGAGCAAGAUACAGUCAACAAGCUUAGGGAUAGGCUUGAUGACCUACAGAAGAGCAUCCCUUUGCGAAAGGAGCUUGAAGACCUCCAGGCCAAGCUUCGCGAAAAGUCUUCUCUAACCGAUAAGCAGCGCAAUGAGCUCAAGCUCAUGACGCGACGUUUGGAGCUGUUGCAGCAAUCCCUCCAUAAGGUCAAGGAUGGCGCCGCCGCUCUCAGGGGCGCGGCGCACCUUAUCAACCCGAAGGCGAAUGCGAAGCUACCAAAGCUUGUAUUCCCCUGCAUGGAGUGCUUCAUCAGGAACAUCGACUGCGAUUCCAACUCUCAGUGCGAAAACUGCGCACUGAGGGGCGACAAAUGCUCGCGCUGGAGGUGCUCCAUGAGGCAGGUGAUGCAGGAGUGCAAGGAGGUCCCAUGUCGGUUCACCCAUGAUAUCAAUGGAUGGCUCACAACUACAAAGCCGCGUCCUCAGUGGUGA